This is a messenger RNA of Mesorhabditis belari, 1035 nucleotides long. Lineage: Eukaryota; Metazoa; Nematoda; Chromadorea; Rhabditida; Rhabditidae. The record is from the annotation of a GenBank genome assembly.
AUGUAUUUAUUUGAUCAAAAACUGCAAUCGAUUAUUUCCAAAAGUAAUGUGAUUCCCUAUUUAAUUCUUUUUGUGCCCUACUAUCUUAUGAUCAAAGAAAUUUGGAUUGUCGGCAAAGACAUUCGACAAGUGUGUGCUCUGACCAAUCACCCAGCUCGUUUACAAGCGUUAGGGUGUCUGAAACUGGAUGAGAAACAAAUGGAAACCGCAAUGACAAUGUAUAGAAAUUUGUGCCCAAAUGGAGAACGGGAAUGUGACAUAGUGAACCCGUUCAUCAGUUUUCCAACAACGUUUAAUAUUGUUCCUGGACAUUCCAUCAAUACUUGUGAUAUUAGUGAUAAUUUAUCGAGUCUACUGAAAGCGAUAAUGUGUUUUUUGUCUCGACCCGAGUAUUUCUCACUCAAACACGUGAGCCUUUUGGGCGAUGAUAGUGAUUUGGAAUCAUGCAAAUAUGAUACCGAAUUGACAAGAAUGGUACCAAAUGCAGAAGAAUGGCUGAAUAUCGCACUUAUCCGAGAUCCCCUCGAAAGAACUGUUUCGACGUUUCUGAAACAUUGCAGAGAUGCUUUCACUGGAUCUUCAGAAAAUAUUGCGGGUCGAUGUCAUGGAUGCGAUGAUGAUCUUGAAUGCUUCCUCAAAAGACAACAUCUAUCUGAUCUUCUCUGGGUGAAAAAACAGGGAAUGCCUGGAAUUUUAAAUAAACUGCUCACACCCCAAAAUUGGCAAUGCGAAUUUCGAUAUUUUUAUGAUCUGUUUUAUCUGCUACGUUAUGAUCCAAGGACCCCAAAGCCAACAAUAUUAAAAUUACGUGAUAUGUGGCAAGAAAAUGGUGUUCCUAAAAAAUAUCUAAAUCGAGUGCUUUCGGAGAUUUUCCCAAGCAGAAAUCAUGAAUUCGUCGAUUAUGACCAUUAUGAGUUUGCUGAAUACCGUCGACUGAUUUUAAACACAACAACACUUUACGAAAACUUUAUGAAGCAAUAUUUUUACGAUUUCAUUCUCUUUCGAUUUCCACCACCCAAACAAAUCCCUGUUUAU